Paramuricea clavata is the source of this 7880-nucleotide messenger RNA. NCBI's taxonomy places the organism in Eukaryota, Metazoa, Cnidaria, Anthozoa, Malacalcyonacea, Plexauridae. The record is from the annotation of a GenBank genome assembly.
AGUAUGUGUUCAAGUAAAAUGAAGACCUUGAUGAAAUACAGGCUGUGGGAUUUAAAAAAUACAAAUCUAAUAGAAUUUGUGUACAAUGCCAUAAAUUCAAUAACAUUAGGCGAUAUGCAUGAAUUUUUCGAGAACAGGGACCUGCACAUAUAAACAUUGCCCAAAUUCUGCAUUUUUCAAACUUUUUUUAAUUGAAACGUAGAAUUUAUGUUCAUUUACAAGCAUAGCUAAGCAGAAAAGUGUUAGAUAUUCAGUUAGUAUAUCAUAUUUUACAAAUAUAGCAGUUCAAAACGUAAACAAAGUUUGCACAUGCGCACACACAGGAGUGGACAUUAUCUUUAACUUUAAUAGUGAUUUAAAGUGCUUGUUUGAACUUUACAGUUUGAAUUUAUUUGUUCAAAACAUUGUUUAAACUGUAAGCAUGAAAGCAUGGUGUGAAUAGAUAGACUACUAGCAUGAAAAAUACAAAGAAAACUUUGCUCAAAGCGUCUAAGUUUUUUGUAUUUUUCUGGUAGUCUAUCUAUUCACACCACACUAUUUUAACUCUUUUUCGACCACCCCCUUUCGCAUCAUAUUACGACACAAUUUUUCUAAUGUAAAUAUCUCGGCGAGCAUUUACCCCCCUUAUAAAUAAAUACCACCAUUGUAAUCCUCACAAAAUAACCUUUCAAACGGAGGGUCAAGUGCCGUCUGAACAUUACACAAACCGAAACAAUCAUAUAUUUACUCACCGCUUGACCAAAGAUUCUAAAUUUCACAUACACAAGAUCUUGAAUAUCUCUUGAACAUUUCGUCAUUUGCUGAACGGCUAUAUGUGUAAAACACUCUUUGUAUUCAAGCAUUUUCAUGUACAAAAUUUUGUUUGAAUACGGCGAGUAGAAAUAUUUAUUUUGAAUUUUUCAAGAUGUCGGGUUUUACUCGCACUUGCGUACAUUGUGCAAUAAUUGGCCAAUAAGAAGCUCCUGUAGCCGGGAUGACGUCAAACUCAUGCGUGUAGGUGCAAUUUGACCUUGCGAAUCCAUUUCUGGCCUACGAUACAAGCUUUGCAUUGUUUUGUCGGUUUUCAGUCGUAUUUCCGGUUGGGAUUAACUCACUUCCAGCUCACAGUCGGGCAAGAAAUGGAAAUAUAUUGCUUGUGUCCAUUUCAUUAGGGGAAUAUAUUUGUGUCAUUUGCCGUUUUGGCUUACUUAUUUUUACUAUCAUUGAAUCGAGCAAGAAAAAUAUACUAAACUUACAUAUCUGUAGCUAUUUUUCUUUGACAUAUUCGCCACUAGGGCAAAACGGUGCAAGAGGCGUUGUGAACGGAACACCAAACGGCCUGUCAACGUGGAUUUUAACUCGAUCCAGUCCAACCGUGCACGUUUUCACAUAGCCGUUGCAUGCGCAUUGCAUUUCCCAAGCUCACUGAUGUAUGGGGAGAGGAUGGCACCGCACAGAUCGGACACAGGUGCAGGGAUAAAACAUGGAUGAGAAGACAAAAAACAGAGGAGGGGAUAAAACAUGGGUGAGAGGAUAAAACAUGGAUGACAGGAUAAAACACGGGUGAGAGGAUAAAACAUGGGUGACAGGAUAAAACACAGAUAAGGGGAUAAAACAUGGAUUAGGGCAUAUAACAAAAAAACUUUUUUCUUGGCUGAUGAGGUUAUUUUUGAAAAUUAUUUCGUCAAUGUGGUGAUGUCUAAAAUAAACUUGUAGGUCGUGUUUUAUCACAUAUAAAACACUCUGCUUUGUGUUUUAUAUGUGAUAAAACACUCCUACUCAUAUAUUAAAUAGUACUUUAAAAACUCAUUACAGUAAUAAUUCAUGAAGAAAAUUCAAAAGAAAUUAAUCUUUAAUCAAUGUUUGUAAAUCAGAUAAAGAUUUCUCCUGAUUUACAUAAACUUCAUUUUUAAAAUUACUUGGCCAAUGAACUCAUAAGAUGGGUCGUUUUUUAAGUACGAUAAAACGUUCACGUCCAUGUUGUAUCGGAUCUUCGGCUCAAGUUUGUAUAUCUGAUACUACAUGGCUGCUCAUGUUUUAUCAAGUACUUAAUCUACUUUACUACAGUAAUAUUACACAUUUACCUCUAAAUCUUACUAGGCCAGCUAUGAUAUGCAAUCAAGAUAUGGAUAAAAUUAUGCUUCAGGAAAUGGUAGCUGAAGGUGUUUUUCAUCACAAAUCGAAAUUGAGAAGCAGGGGAAUAUCAUGGCAAAGGAUUGUUAGUUAGGUGAAUGCUCUGCCAAGCUUUUAGGUCAACACAAGGUCUGUACAAGAUCGAUUUAAACUCCUGGCAAAGAAGAGUAAAACUAAAAUGGAUAAACAAGAGCAGUCAACUGGUGGACGGAGUGUGGAAAGCAAAGACUUGACUGGAAUCAAAGAUGACACAAACCAGAGAGCUGAAGAAGAAUGUGAAGACAACAAAGACCAGGUGAAAGCAUUGGAGAUGAGGAAGAUGGCAAUAGAGAUUGUGCCAGAGACAAGAGUGUUUGGGGACAUUUUUAACAGAAAUGACAAUCGGGAAAAGCGUUGAUGGAAAACGUCAUAUGCAAAAGUUGAACAACUGUGAAAAGCAUGAAAGCGUGCUUCCAAACAGUUAAAAAGGAAUGCUCAGUUCAAUAUUUUUGUACUUCCAGAAAAUAUGAAUUAUAUGUCAUUGUCUAAUUCUCUUGGAAUGCCACAAACACAAAAGCCAAAAAUGUUUCCCGUCAUUUUUCUAUUAAUUAUUAUAAAACAAAAAACCAAGAUUAGCAUGUUGCUCUCAUCUGCAAGAACAUUUUUACCCCGACCCUAACUCCCCCUCCCCUUUUGGCGAAUCUGCCCCAUUUUGAUGACUACUUGACUGAGUAUCUACCUAAUAUGAAGAUAUUUUGUUGGAGUUGCAUACCAACUCUAACUUGAUUACUUGCACAUCAAUGUUUCAUGGACACAGAUUUAUGUACUAUUUGCAUACCCCUUUAUAAGUGCUGUAUAACUAAUUUAAUAAGUAACUUCCAUAUACCUUUUUUCAGGAUGAUUUCGAACUACGAGUAUUGCAUAAAUGAGUUUGUGCCUAUAAAUGUUAUAUUGGAUGCCACUUUUGAGGAAAGAGUAAAUUUGACGGGAAUACUAAUUCAAGAUGUUUGGGAAGGAAAAGUACAAAAAACCCCAAAGGGAUCAUGGUUCCAGGUUUUUGAACUUAAAGAAGCAUACAAGUAACGGAAUAUGCAUAGAAAUGAUACCACAAUUCACAAAUUAAAUGGUACAACAAUGGGCAAUUCCAGCUUUUAGUUUAUGCAUGCAGGGGAUGAUGGGAAGUAAAGUAUCAUAUUGCUGAUUAUGCUGCAAAAAUAAAAUUGGUGGUCAUGAAACAUGGAGUGAUAAGCUUAUACAUGUAAAUAUUGAAAUAUUUUGGUUGUUUCAGCAUAAUCAGUAAUAUGAUACCUUACUUCCUAUUGAAAAUAUCUGUUUACUCUGUGGUGGUUGACCUGGUUGGAUUCUCAAUUCCUCCCUAUGAAAUCAGUUACAUAUACACACCUUCUAAAUCCUGAUUGUAGUCGAGCUGUCACUGUUGAUUGAUGGGCACCAUCUUACAUUGAAACUGAAAAUAGAUAUGACACCCACAAUCACAUGUGGUGAAGAAGUAUCCCUAAGCAAAAUCAAAGGACUAAACACCACUGAAAUUACUCUAUGAUCAAUAGACAAGGCAAUUUGUCUUCUUGAAAAUGCAUUGCCAUGCAUAAGACAUGCCAUCUGUCCGAUGAUGAAAGUGAGUACCUAAAAUUGGAAGUUUCUGGAUCAAAUGCUGUGACCAUUAGAUCAGAAUUGAGAGAUUAGUUUCCACAUCCUGCUUGUUAUUUUGAUUUCGUAGGAAAUCAUGUAACAAUUGUUUGUAUAUCACAAAGCUCUAUUGAAAUAGAUCCAAUGAGCCUAGCUGGAAAAUAUUUAAAUAAAAAAAUAUCCAAUGAAUGAAAUUUGGCAUCAUCCAACUACUUUCCAAGCAAAAAAAGUAACUUACGAUUCCUGGAUCAAGAAUGUCUUCAAAGAAAAAUUGGAAGAAGGAAUCUCAAAAUGAAACAUAAUUGAUUAAGUUGAUAGAGGAAGAUAACUUGGAUCUUAAUGGAAAUUGUGAAAUCCACUAAUAUAGCAGAUAUUCCACCCAACCUUAAACUGCUUUGGGAACAACAAAUGAAGCAGUUGUCAAUGAAAUUCUCAAGUGGUUACAGAUGGGACCCCAGGUGCUGAUUGCUAUUCAUUUGAAUGAUUGGGUAAAGGGUUCACAUUGGCGAGCUUCAACAUCAGAGGGACACAUUGUUGUUCGAUUGAUAGAUUGAACACUUUGGUAAUUUAAAAUGGUGGCACUUAUUUGGUAAGAAUUUAAUUGUAUGAAAAAAAUGUUCCUAUAAACUUGCUAACAUAAUAUUUUUUGUUUAUAAUUUGCUAGGAUCAUACGAUUCACUCUGGAUGUUUAUUUUAAGAAUCCUAAAGCGUUGGGUGCAAUGCGGGAGUUUCUUUGUUCUUCCAAGCAAUCGUUUGAUAAGGUUUGUGUAACCUGUGAUUAUGCAUUUCAAUUCAAAAAAUAUAUGCUGAGAUAAAUACUUUAUUUUGUAGAUAAACCUCUGUUAGUCUAGAAAAUCUUAGACCAGAAGAUUAUUGGGGUGGACUUAUUUUGGAUGAAAUCUAAAUUCAGGUACCGUACAUGCCAUGCAUUUUAAUAUAUUGAUAAGAAAAUUAUCAAUGUUUAAUAUUCUCAAAUUACAAAUGAUAUUAAGUGUAAGGGAUUAAAAAUAAAAACAAUUUUUUAUAUAUUAGGAAGAUCUUUAAAUUACUUCGAGUCACAUAAAUCAAUGUGAUCCUAUGCUUUGAAUAUAUUCAGUAUCCAAAUAUGAUACCAUUUUUCUUUUAGGAAACGAUUCAAAAGUUUUGAUACCAACAAAUGUAUUGCAGUUUGUGUUUCUCAGUGAUGGAGGGUUUCGAUUCCCAAUCGCUCAUUUUCCAACAGCGCAAUGUCCAGCAUCAUGCAGUGUUAUACCUGAAGUUUUGGGAAGGCGUAUACAGAUGAGAAGAACACGAUUUAGAUAGGAACUUUAAUUUGUUCAUAGUCAGAAGUGCCAUUUACAUUAAUUUGAAUGUUUAGUUAAUUAAAUCUACUUUUGUCUAGAAUCUACUUUGCUUUAUGUGAUGGUGGAGAUGCUAACAGGCAGGUUUUCAAAAUGUAUUUUUCUAACUGUCAUCCAAUGGUAUUUAUAAUGGGAUUGUAUUAGCAUCCACAUUUUUAGAGCACAACUGUGUAGAGACGCCUGGAAAGUUAAAAAUCUUGAUUUUGACAACAACCUGAGUGUGUUUGGUGUGAAAUUGUAACACUUAAUACUAAAUGCUACAUAGCUUCAGUAUAUCACCCACCUGACCCCAUUUAUCCUGAGACUGAGUUACUAAAUCAUUUGUCUGAAACUAUAGAACAGAUUCUUUAUCCUGAUCCCAAUGCAAGAAUAAUUAUAGCAGGAGACAUUAAUCACUUAAAAACAAAAUACCUUAUCAGUCAGCACAACUUGGAACAAUUAGUCAAGAAGCCUACCCAAAAUCAUAAAAUUUUGGAUGUAUUUUUAACCAACUGUCCACAUCUUUGGGAAAAAUCAAAGGUUUUUAAAGGUCUAGUAAGAUCUGACCAUUUGGUUGUCAUGGUUUCUCCGCGACAUGCUAUAAAACCCGAAAGAAAGGAUGUCUACUUUAGAGACGUAAGAGCUCAUCGGAAGUUCAGUAUGAUGAGGAAAUUGGAGACAUGUGAUUGGAGUCGCAUUCAUAAUUGCAAUAAUGUCAAUGAUACAGUUACUCUAUUAAAUGACACUAUCACUAACAUAUUUAAUGACUGUUUCCCAUUAAUUCAAGUAAAAAUGUCAACACGUGACCCACCAUAUAUGUCUCCUUUGGUCAAACACUUAUGUAAGAUAAGGAAUAAGAAUAUAGCGAAGGGAGUCGACAAUGAUCUUCAAAAACGUAUUGAUGAGCUAAUUCGUGGAAAUCUUGUUCAUUCCGUUGAUGAUGAGAAUAGAAAAAAUAGUUUGGGAUCCAAAAAGUGGUGGGAUAGUGUGAAUAGAAUUACUGGCAGAAAAAGCAAGAACAGCAAUAUUAGCUCAGUCAUCGAUCCACAACAUAUUAACUCGUGCUUUCAAAAUGUAAACACGGAUGCAAAUUACAUAUCCCCCCAACUCGUACCAAUUCCUGUAGGCACUCGAGUUCCUACCAUUGAUGAGCCUACUGUUAUAAGUUUUUUGUCGAAACUAAAACGAACAGCGCCAGGUCCUGAUGGGCUUCCAUAUUGGUUAUGGAAAGACUUUGCACAACUUUUAGCACCCAUAAUUACCAAAGUGUUCAAUCUAUCAAUCGAACAACAAUGUGUCCCUCUGAUGUGGAAGCUCGCCAAUGUGAACCCUUUACCCAAAGAAUCUCCUUUAACAGAGUGUAAUCAGUUGAGGCCUAUAUCGCUCACAAACAUCAUUAUGAGAUUAUUUGAAAGGGUAGUUUAUAAACAGGAGAUUGCGUCUGCAUUCAAAUCUGUGAUCUGACGAGAUCAAUUUGCUUAUAAAGAGGGAACAAAUACUACCGAUGCUCUGAUUAUGUGUUUGCAUCAUUGGCUCAAGUGGCUGGAUGAAGAUGCAGACUCUGUUAGGGUAAUAUCAUUUGACUAUAAGAAAGCGUUUGACUCGGUAUCUCAUAACAUUAUUUGUGAAAAAUUGAAAACACUCGAAAUUAACCCGUAUACUAUAAACUGGAUUAUUAGUUUUCUGGCCAACAGAAAACAAAGAGUGUUGUUGAUGGCAUAGAAACAGUUUAUGUUGAUAUUAACAAAGGCAUACCGCAGGGUACGGUUUUGGGUCCCUUUCUAUUUUCGUUGAUGGUUAAUGAUAUAAAACCCAUGGAUGUGCAAAACAACCUAUUGGUUAAAUUUGCUGACGACAUAACGACAAGUGCUCCAGUAAAAUCAGGAUCGGAUUCUGCUGAGGCUGAGGUGGAAAGCAUUCAGAAUUGGUCAGAAGCAAAUCAAAUGACAUUAAAUCUUUCUAAAACGUGGGAAAUGGUUGUGCACGGUGGGUCUAUGAAACCGUUACCAGCACCGAUUGUAGGCUUUGAACGAAAGAGUUGGUUGAAAUUAUUAGGUGUCACAUUUCAGGAAAAUCUAUGUUGCUGGGAUCUUCAUAUCGAUGAUCUUCUGUCAAAGGCUAGUGGGCGUAUGUACAUAUUGAGAGUGUGUAGAUGCUAUGGUUACUCUGCAGAUUAGCUAAGCAAAUUAUUUGAAGCAAAUUAUUUGAAUCGCUAAUCAUGUCACUCUUUUACUAUUGCAUUGAAGUGUGGGGCUCUGAACUCCAAAAAAAUAUUUGGAUCGUAUAGACAAGUUUUUCCGGCGGGCUUAUCGUUAUGGAUAUACGACAAAGAGUAUAAAGAUAUCUGAAGUGAUCGAGGAGAGUAAAAUCGUAUCGAAUCCAGAAUAUGCCCUACAUGAAUUGCGUGUAAACAAAGGAUUUUUAGAUAAAGGGAACAUAACUUUAUUUUACCUCAAAUUAAAAUGGAACAAUUUAAACGAUCCUUCAUAAAUAGAUGUCUUUUUAACUAUUUUUAACUUUCAUAUAAUUAAUUAGGAUAGAUCAAUUUUUUAACUGUAAUAAAUAGGAAUUUCACAUUUGUAAAGUUGCACGUCUGUUGUGACUCUAGACAAUAAAGACUUUAAUAAUAAUAAUAAAAGGGGUUUGAGAGAACUUUAAGACAGUGACACUAUUAUUUGUGUAAUUCUUUGACAGACCGGCAGCUCGGCUACUUUCAGUCAUCAUUUUGCCCAAUUUGUUGACUCUGAGUGGUCGAUUUUUGAACCAAACCGGGUUUGUUGAUUGCCAUUUUUGUUUUCGUGCAGGAUACUGGAAAAGAGCAAGACA